AUGCAGGUCCUAGUCCUUUUGUUGGCCUUUCUUUUGCCUCCUGAAGCUGGAGGUGUGGAAAUCAUCAGUGGCAUUGAGUCCAAGCCACACCCCUGCCCCUAUAUGGCCCAUCUGGAAAUCAUCACUGACCAGGGUUAUGUUGCCAGCUGUGGUGGGUUUCUCGUAAGUCAAGAAUUUGUGAUGACAGCCACUCAUUGUAAAGGAAGGAAAAUUACUGUCACUCUGGGAUCUCAUGACAUAAAACAGGAAGUAUCCACAUGGCAGAAGCUGGAAGUCUCAGAACAAAUAGUUCACCCAAAUUACAACUUUUUCACCAACCUUAAUGACAUCAUGUUACUGAAGCUACAAACGAGAGCCAAGCUGACCCACGCCAUGGGGACAAUCUCCCUGCCCAGGUCUACCUUCAUUCCACCUGGGAGAAUGUGCAGGGCAGCUGGCUGGGGAAGAAUGGGAGUGAUGGAGCCGGUGUCAGAUACUCUGAGGGAGGUGAAGUUGAGACUCAUGGAUGCCAAGGCCUGCAACCACUAUAUGUUUUACAGCCAUAAAUUACAAAUCUGUGUGGGCAAUCCCAGGAAGACAAGAUCGAAGGGGGAUUCUGGGGGCCCCCUUUUUUGUGCAGGGGUGGCCCAAGGUAUUGUGUCUUAUGGACGUACAGAUGCAAAACCCCCUGCUGUCUUCACUCGAAUCUCCCCAUAUGUGCCUUGGAUUAAUAAAAUCUUGAAGAAACAGUAGCCACAGAAGCCUGACCAGCCUAAGUGAGAAUCCCAAAGCCCGAGGCCUCCCUGAGUAGCCCUGGGUUCCACAGAA
Leopardus geoffroyi (Geoffroy's cat) is the source of this 807-nucleotide messenger RNA. Its product is annotated as mast cell protease 4-like. The record is from RefSeq and is a predicted model, not a curated record. Gene Ontology annotation, cellular component: cytoplasm; intracellular membrane-bounded organelle. Lineage: Eukaryota; Metazoa; Chordata; Mammalia; Carnivora; Felidae. Gene Ontology annotation, biological process: proteolysis. Gene Ontology annotation, molecular function: serine-type endopeptidase activity.